AUGCAAAUAUUCAGCAUCCUCGCAAUCUACAUCUUCGCCGCAUCAGCAUCCCCAGCCGUUAGGUCUCAUCCUCGAAAGCCGCUGGACCACGACUCCACCUUGAUCCAACACCACGAGCCACACGCGGCUGGCUACACAUGGCGCAGACGAAUGUACUCCCGCAAACGAGAUUACCCACCCCCUAAUUUGCCUGCCCUCAAAAUCCUCGACGACGGAAACCGCUACGGUAACGUGAUAAUCGUCAACAACUGCGAGGAACAACUCUAUCUGCACUCAGUAGGUGCAUGGUACGUGAACGGCACAAGUGGAGAUGACGAUACCACGAUACUCGCACCAAACGCCACACACUCGGAACCCUACCGCGUGACCUGUUUCGACAAAAAGAACGGCAACUGGGACUGCGAGGCACAAAACAAACUCGGCGGCCAAGGCGUGUCCAUCAAACUAUCUAGGAACGAUAAAGACUGGAGCAAUGUAGCGCAGAUCGAGUACGCUCUCGGCAUGAAUCCUGAAAAUGGCGAUCAUUUCAAACGUCUAUAUUACGAUAUUAGUUUUCUGGAUUGCGGAGCGCCGGAAGAUAUAUUCAUCAAAGACUCGACGGCAAAGACUGAGCAGAAUCAGAAGAAGUUGGACCAAUGCCCUGGAUACAAGGGCGGUGUGUCAGUGAUGUUUGACGGCGAUUCCAAUGGCACAAAUUGUAUGCCUAUAUGGUGUGAUUCAGACAUGCAGUGUCCGAUGGUGUAUAUGUGGGAUAGGACCAGGCCAAAGGAAGCAUCGUUCCAGUGUGAGCGAGAGUACAGGGCGAACAUGAGAGUCGAACUAUGUGCAAAUCGUGGACAAAACAGAGUUGACGACAGAACCAUAUUCGAUAGCUACACCGCCACGGCUGCUCACGAAGUUAUCUCAGCGUUCAAAUCAGCGACCAGAUGGGGUCCCAAUUCUGCUGCAGAACCCACACCAGCUCCCAAUACCGAGACGAACGUCAUCACUACGGUAACUACCACCACAAUAACCGUCACUGUCACCGGAUCAACACCAUCCUCGCAGACUUCCAAUCCCACAACGACUCAGUCAAUAAGAACGUUGACAGCAACAAAUACAACAACAAUAAUGAAACCAAGCUCCCAUGCAGAUUCUACCGUACUAUCGAGCAUGGCUGACUUCACUUGGCCCAAAAGCAGCAGUAAUUCCCCCUCCACAAGCACGGAGAGUCCACCCGGCACACCGAGUUCGCAAGCUUCGCAGCUAAAGGCCAGGUCCCCUCCAGAUUAUUCUGUCGCCCCGGCCCCGGCUCCAUCUGCAUCAAAGCCUCCGUCAUCUUCUAGGUCACAGAACCUCGUCACCACCACACCAGCAAGUGGCAGAAAAUCAUCCACGAAGGUGAUCACUGUGAAUUUGUCUCCCACUCCCCUUCCCACGUCAGAAACGACUUUAUAUACGACUGUUUCCGCUCUUUAG
Molecule: messenger RNA, 1458 nt
Organism: Periconia digitata
Lineage: Eukaryota; Fungi; Ascomycota; Dothideomycetes; Pleosporales; Periconiaceae
Source: the annotation of a GenBank genome assembly